Daldinia loculata is the source of this 2765-nucleotide messenger RNA. RefSeq names its product RNI-like protein. Lineage: Eukaryota; Fungi; Ascomycota; Sordariomycetes; Xylariales; Hypoxylaceae. Gene Ontology annotation, cellular component: SCF ubiquitin ligase complex. Bases 435 to 2264 code for a protein of 609 amino acids. The transcript has 3 exons. Gene Ontology annotation, biological process: SCF-dependent proteasomal ubiquitin-dependent protein catabolic process. The record is from RefSeq and is a predicted model, not a curated record.
CUGCAGUCGGUGGCGUCAACCGUGUGUUAAUUCUUUGCGCUAUCAAGGUUUCUUAUUUGUUCAAUGAGUCAAUUCACUUUCUUUUUCUCUUCUACCAGACCCCAGCACAUAAUAAAAACUCGUAAACCUGAAUAGGGGCUGAGAAGAUCCGUGAUUUCCGGCACCUAAGUACUUAGGUACUCAGGUUGUUUACCUUUCUUAAUUGUUAGGGGCAUCUUAACAAGACUCCUUAACAAUCAAGUACUGCAUUCACCUUCAUUUUCGCUACCCAUGAUAUUUCAUCCCGCAUUUCUUGGAUGAGGCUCACCCCAACUCCAAAUUCACAGCAUCGUUUCGUCUAAUUUCCCGGUCGCUUCGCAUCAAACAUUACCUAUAGAUAGAUCGAAAUAAGGCAUUGAUCGGAGUCCUUUCAGAGCAUCUCUCAAGCCGACAAGAUGCAGCGAAACAUUCGGGGACCUCGGUCUGCCCUCACAGAUUAUCUGGCCUCCCAGAAUAUUUCGGCCAGGCAAAUCCGCGCUAAUCACGAGGCUCGCCUUAGGUCUGCUACUGCUACUACCGCCUCAGACCAAGCCGUCGCAUCUACAUCAGCAGCACAGAAUGUAGACACUGUAGAACCUGCAGAAACCGUAGAAGAUAGUGAAGACGAUGCUGAGUCUUCAGUUGCUGCAAACACGCGCCAAGCAACGACCCGAAAGCGAAAGCAGGCAGCUGCGGCGAUUGAGAAAGUCAAGAACUCUAAGCCAUCCAAACAACGCAAGUCGCGCCGAAAUGCCCCAGAUGACGAGUCCGAUGAGGAUGUACUUGAGAGAAGCACGGCUCCUGUGCCCGGCCAGUUGGAGAACUGUGAGCAGUGCGGCAAGCGAUUUACGGUAACCGCUUAUUCACGUGCCGGUCCAGAGGGAGGCCUACUUUGUGCCCAGUGUAGCAUCAAGCUAACCAAAGAAGAGAAGGCUGCUAAGAGCGCUUCUAAGAAAGGCAAGCAGAAGGCAACUGUGGUUCCCAUUAGACGUGAACGAAGAAAGAUUCAGAGCCUUAUACUAGAUGGCCAAAUCGGAGUCAAGACCCUGAUGACCCUCUGCGUCGAGACCCUAGCUAACAACAUCCACCUUGCUGACGACCUCGGCGAUCUACCUUUACCAGCUAUUGAUCGCAUAUCCAGACAGCUAUCCAAACGCCGUCUCAUGAGCCCCAAGACCCUAGAUCUAUUCCUCCAGCCCCAGAUUCAGGAUAUCAUGAUAUACGAUGGAGGUCGCCUAGGUUCAGAUGACUAUACCCGAAUGUUCCAAAUCUGCUCCAGUCUCAAGACCCUCAAAUUGCGUAACGCGAUCCAGUUCAAAGAUGACGUCAUGGAGUACUUAAUGGGAAGACAUUUCGCCCUAGAUACCUUCUACAUAUCUGGCGCGAACCUACUCAGCGACGAAUGCUGGGAUAAAUACCUAAAGGCAAAGGGACAAAGCCUUCAAAGUCUUCGUGUCUAUUUCACAGAUCGUCAUUUCGGUAACAAAACUGUAGAGUCUCUACGCGAUUACUGCCCAUCUCUAACCAGAUUGAAAAUCUGCCACAACCAAGCACUCACCGACGAAGGAGUAGAACACAUCGCACAGCUUCAUAGCCUCGAGCACUUAGGGCUACGUCUUGUUAGCCAGACCCAGACAAUGCCUUAUGUCAAUGUCGUACAAAAGAUAGGGAACCAGUUGCGUACCUUCUCUAUCAGGGAUGUUCCAGGUGUUGACGAUCGCCUGCUCGAUGCAAUCCAUGACCACUGCGCUCGAUUAGUUAAACUGCGCAUCACAAAUAGCGAGGUCAUGACCGAUGCAGGCUUUGUUAGGCUCUUCAAAGAUUGGAAGAACAGGCCCCUCUUAUUCGUGGACCUAGAACUAUGCCGUCACAUCGACGCGGGAAACCCCAGAGUAAACCAGCAUAUGAUUGGCUUCUGCUCGGGCGGCUUCCGAGCCUUGAUGAAGCAUUCAGGCAGGCUCUUGAAAAAGCUCAACAUCCACGGAUGCAGACACAUAUCCGGUGAGGCGUUUGAAGAUGUGUUUGCUAUCGGACAGGUGUAUCCCGAGCUUUUAGAUCUGGAGAUCAGUUUCUGUGAAGAGGUGACAGACCUAAUUGUCGGGCUGAUCUUCAAAAGCUGCCCUAGUCUAAAGAGGCUGAAUGUCUUUGGAUGCAUGAAGGUGAAGGAUGUGCGAGUCCCCAGAGGCAAGAUCUUGGUCGGUGUCCCGAAUGCGAUGGGAAUGAUCAUCGAAGGCACCGAAGAUUGAAUCGGGAGUGUUUAAUCUUCCUUUUUACGAUACCCGACUUAAACACAUAUUGAAGAUAUCAGGCGUAAUGCAGGACACGGCUCUAAGCGUUUGGCGUUUGGCGUUUGGCGUUGGAAGCAUUGAGCCCUGGUAAUGGUUUUUACGAUGAUAUUCACGUGAAGCACAGGCGUUGAAAACGGGUCAUUCUAUCCGAUCAAUCAUGGUGCAUAGGUAGCCAGCCUAAAGUGUUUACGGCAGGAGCAGGAAAUUGCUUUGCUAAUGUUCUUGUGAUUUUUCUUGCAGGACACUGCCGUUGUCAAUCGACGAGCAUGUCACAUAUGAUGCCACCGAAGAGGUGUUGACCAUGAUAAUCUUUCACUGCGAGUUAACGAUCAUGGCGUACUUUGUGUGGCUCACUACGAAUGUGUACAUAUCCAGGAUUCCAGGUAGUCCACCAGUUAAGUAAUUAGAUACCUUGGAGCAUGAUAUGCUAGCUUAGCAAUGCAAAUGAUUUCCCUAUAA